UGGAGGCAGGAAGUGCCACCGGGACUUUCGCAUCACAUUAGAUGAAAAAAGGUUUGCUGACCUCAAGAGAACAAUGGUAAGGUGCUACCCCCUCCUGGGAUUCUUCAUGGUCUUUAGCUGGACAUGGCCGGGUAUAUCUUCCUCGGCAGUGGAUACGAAGGAAGUCCCCCAGUCUUGGAUAUCACUGUGGCUUCAACGGUAUAACGCCGACCUGGAAAUCCUGAAAGGAGAGAGUGCUUUCGCACUCUGGAGUAACCUCCUCUACCCGAGUUCCCGAACGUCGGUGGUGCUCCAGAACCAGCAUGCUCUUAUGGCAAAGUGGCAGCGAUAUCGCUUAGAGGAGCUCUACUCUUUAUACCAGAUGUCCGGAGAUUCCCGAUUUGCAUCAGAAAUAGGAUCGCUGACCAAGUCGGAGAUGCGCAUGCUCCAUCUCAUCUCCCGUGGGCCUAAGUACACCGCGCGGCUUGCAAGAUCUCUCUCCUCCAUGGUGAAUGCCAUGAGGCAAGUUUACUCGGAUGCCCCAAAAUCUGAGAGGGACAUGAACCAUCUCAUGAGUGCCAGUCGGGAUGCCCAGAUAUUGAGGAAAGCGUGGGAAUCGUGGCAUCUCUCCGUGGGGCCACGAAUACGGCCUCUUUUCACUGAAGCCGUCAUUGUCAUGAAUAACGCCGCCCAGGAAGGAGGAUAUCAGGACAUGGGCGAAGCCUGGCGAUCCGAACUCGAAGUAGACGAAGCUGACGUCCGGCUGAUGGUGAGAAGCCUUUUCGAUCAAGUGUUCCCUUUAUACGCUCUUCUCCACGCGUACGUCCGCCAUUUCCUCGUGAGAAGACAUGGAAGGGAUGUGGUCGAUCCAAAAGGUCCUGUUCCAGUUUACCUUCUUGGAGAUUUGUGGGGGCAAAACUGGGAGUCCCUGCUUGAUUUGAUUAUGCCAGAUGAACCCGGUGUGACAAGCAAUCCGAAGGUUAUAACAAACAACAUCGUUCCUCGAAUGAUUGUUAAGGAAGAGGAAAAGUUCUUCGAGGGUCUUGGAUUUCCACAUCUACCCGACAGGUUCUGGUCUUCGUCAGUUCUGGGAACGUCAGAGGCACCACCUAAUGCCACCUGUCAGUCCAGAGCCUUGGAUAUGUUCUAUCCCGAUGAUUACAGAUUACUGCUGUGUGAAAACGAACGCGUUAAAAUUCAAGAAGCUGCAUAUCAUGAGCUGGGCCACAUACAUUACUUCCACUCCUACAGCAAUCAGCCAGCCAUAUUUCGGGAUGGCGCAAAUUCAGCGGCCCACGAGACUAUCGGCGAUGUUGUCCAACUCGGAGCUGUAAACCACAUGAGACAAAAUGUGGAUAAGGAUUCGAGAAUCAGUGAGACGAGAAUCCUCCUAAAGAUGGCACUGAGGAAACUGCCACUCAUUGCAUUCGCUCGGGUUGUGGACGAGUGGCGAUGGGACGUCUUCGCUGGAAAGGUAGACGAAUCCAACUACAACAAGGCUUGGUGGGACUUGAAGCUGAAGUACCAGGGCGUGAAGCCUCCCUCUACACGAGAUGAGACAUAUUUUGACCCAGGAGCGAAAUUCCAUAUUCCCGACAACACUCCUUACAUAAGGUACUUCAUAGCGGUUGUAGCUCAAUUCCAGGUUCACAAAAACCUAUGUAAAAUAUCUGGAAACAAGUCUCCUUUACACAAAUGCACAAUCGCCCGAUCAAAGGAAGCUGGGAGACUCUUAUGGUCUGUCAUGUCUAGAGGCUCUUCGAUGAAGUGGCCCGAAUUCCUGGAAGCCCUGUCAGGGACCAGACGACUUAACGCCCAGCCCCUGCUGGAAUAUUUUGCACCUCUGCAACGCUGGAUGUCUCAGGAAGCGGAAAAACUCAAUAUGAGCAAGGGAUGGUGAGAGAGAGAGAGAGAGAGAGAGAGAGA
Messenger RNA from Macrobrachium nipponense, 1905 nucleotides. Its product is annotated as angiotensin-converting enzyme-like. NCBI's taxonomy places the organism in Eukaryota, Metazoa, Arthropoda, Malacostraca, Decapoda, Palaemonidae. The record is from RefSeq and is a predicted model, not a curated record. Gene Ontology annotation, cellular component: plasma membrane. Gene Ontology annotation, biological process: proteolysis. The transcript is spliced from 14 exons. Bases 74 to 1879 code for a protein of 601 amino acids. Gene Ontology annotation, molecular function: metallopeptidase activity; peptidyl-dipeptidase activity.